GAGAAUGAUAGACAGAAAGUCAGAUUGAGAGAGCGCUAGAGGCAGAGAGAGAGAGACAGUCACAAAGGGAGAGACAGACAGAAAGAAACCUACCUGAGGCUAAGGAGACAGAGAGGAGAAAGCAUCUACACAAGUCAAAUAGUCAAAACAGAGCAAAGAAAGUAGGAGAACAGAAUGAGGACUGUGCUGACACGUCGACCCUGACUAAGAGGUUUCACAGUGAAAAUAAAAUGUGGAACGACACACAUCCUGCACUUUGGUCCGCUCCUUCCUACGACAACCGUGACAAAGUGCCUACCAAAACUCUUCAUGUACUGCAGUCAAAGUUAGACAGGGGUGGUAAUGAUGUGGUCCAUGCUUCACCUGCUGUUCCUGCUCUCUGUCCCACCAGGCUUCACUCACAACAACCAAGGACUGUUUUGUGUGAAUGACUACAUCAACAACAUCACCUGUGUGUGGAACAGCUCGGGAAUAGAUCCAGAUGUGGCCUGCCAGCUCCUCGGUACAAGAGAAGACUAUGAAAACAAUUUUUUCCAUAGUAGUUGCGAUCUCAAACCCUUGGAAGGUCAUUCUUUAGGAGGCUGCAGUUUUGUCUUUAAGGGCCAUUAUUUCAGUUCAAACGAGAACCUCCCCAGAAUUAAGGUGGAGUGUGAUGGGUCUGAGGCGAAAAACCUCAUAAAUUACACACCUAUCAAGCACAUUAAGAUGCAUCCUCCUGGUAUCCCGGUCAUCAAUGGGAUUAAUGCCACCUGGAGUGCUGGUAGUCCGCUGUCUAAGAAGAUCUUUGCAUACGAGUUCCAGGUGAAGGUGAAGAGGGAAGACCAGCUAUGGGGGGAGGUCAACAAUUUGACCAGACCAAAGCAGGAACCGUGGAUGGAGCUGGGUGUGGAGGAGAGUGGGAUUCAUCACAUCAGGGUGAGAGUCAAGCCGACCCAACCCGCCUCUAGCCACUGGAGUGAGUGGAGCCCCACUGCCUCCUGGACAUCAGAGGUGGAGUCCCCGGACCUGACUUUGUGGCUGGUGUUGAGUGGUGUGUUUUUCAUUCUCAUCGUUGUCAUGUUGCUAGUCUUCUACAAAACACAUAUUAACAAUAGGAAACACCAGUAUGUGCCUGACCCCGCCAAGUACUUCCAGCCACUUAACUCUGUCCAUGGUGGAAACUUUCAGAAAUGGCUGAGCCCCUUGUUUGCUCCAAAGUGCUUCAUCACCGCCCAGCUCGGCGAGGACAUCUCCCCUGUGGAGGUGUCUGGAACAGAAGUCUGGGACAUCACCGACUCCACCAGCUCCACCAGCGCGGCCUUCCUCCUACACUCUGACCCCAACACCCAACACCGCGGCCAGUCCUCCUGCUUCUCCAACAUCGGCUACUUCUACCCCAGCGGCCUCCGCAUCGAGUCUUGUCCCGUCUACUUCACCUACCAGGGGGAGCACAGCUCUCUCUACGCCACCACCACAUGCUCCUCCUAUGAGCUCUUGGAACUUCUCGGUCAGCUGCAGAGGGAGCCCCAGAGCCCAGACUCUGGGUUCGGCAUGGAGAGCAUAGAGAGGAAGGCCCAGGUGGAGGAGGAAGGAAAGGGUAAGAAGGAAAGGGAUGUGGCUCCAGUUGACCAUCAUUCACCCCCUCUUGUCCUACCAGUCUCCCUGCCUGCUGGGAUCCCUCCAGGCCCUCACCAUCCCCUGAGUCUCCCUCAACUCCCCCUUCAUAAUCCUGAGUCUAACUCUGCCAUGGAGCCUAGCAGCAGUUACAAUGCCUGGCCAGUAGAGGCUGCUCUAGGCAGAUCCUCCUCAAUGACAGUGGAACCCAGUUGUAGCGGCUAUUUGACCAUUAAUGAGCUGCAGAAUACCCACAGCAACAAGUCUAUUUGAACAAUCCAUUUUUUAAUCAAUUUACAUUUUAGUUAAGCUGUUGAACUUAUUCUUCAUGCAAACUAUGACACAAGGCUCAGAUAAUGCAGGUACAAAAUAUUUUUUUUGCAUGGUAUUUUACAUGAUAAAAUACCAUGUAGCUUAUUUGUAUUUUAUAUACAUUUUGUAUAUUACUUGUAUUACUAUUGAGGCAGCUGGUUUGCCAAUGCGUUGUUACUUUAUCUCAGAUAGUUAGUGCUGCUAGUUGUUUUUGUCUUUAAAUGUGCUCACUGACAGCUUGUUUGUAUGAAGACCUGAAUAAAACCUCUGGCAGAAGAGAAGUGGGUCAGCCUUAAACUUCCUAUGUUUGUGGGCUUAGGUACAAAGCAAAAAGGCAGUAACAGCUAAUUUGGUCGAAAAUGAGUUAGGCAUUUUUGGUACAUUAAAUACAUGCUUAAUCAUGUGGACAAGUA
Molecule: messenger RNA, 2318 nt
Organism: Salmo salar (Atlantic salmon)
Lineage: Eukaryota; Metazoa; Chordata; Actinopteri; Salmoniformes; Salmonidae
Product: interleukin-2 receptor subunit beta
Biological process (GO): cytokine-mediated signaling pathway; immunoglobulin mediated immune response
Cellular component (GO): external side of plasma membrane
Molecular function (GO): cytokine receptor activity
Source: RefSeq, a predicted model, not a curated record